Messenger RNA from Acipenser ruthenus (sterlet), 2268 nucleotides. RefSeq names its product transmembrane protein 47-like. The coding region runs from base 123 to 641 and encodes 172 amino acids. Lineage: Eukaryota; Metazoa; Chordata; Actinopteri; Acipenseriformes; Acipenseridae. Gene Ontology annotation, cellular component: cell-cell junction; membrane. The record is from RefSeq and is a predicted model, not a curated record. Gene Ontology annotation, biological process: cell-cell adhesion. The transcript is spliced from 3 exons.
AUUCAUUUGAACCGCAGCUGACGUGCGUCUCCAGUAGUUUCUCUGUUGCGGCCACGCGAGUUUUUUCGUCUCUCAUACUUGAAACUUCUGAAUUAGGGAUUCGUAUAGUUUCUGAAGAGAAGAUGUCGAUCAAUGAAACGUACGUGUUCCGUCCCUUUAAACUGAUCGCUCUGUUCUGCGUGUUUCUGGCACUUUGUCUAGACGUGGUAGCACUGCUCAGUCCGGCUUGGGUCACCGCUGAACAAUACUCUCUUUCGCUUUGGGAGUCCUGUAACAAAAACGGGGACUUUUGGCAGUGCACCCCUACGUUUAGAACAGACUGGCAGGUGGCCACACUGGUGUUGCUGCUGGCUGGAGCAGCGGUCACUCUGGUGGCGUUCAUGAUCAGCCUCAUCUCGCUGUGCUGGGGCACUCAGAAGAAACACUACCGCACUGUGGCCAUCUUCCUCUUCACCGCAGUGGUUCUGCAGGCCUGCGCACUGGUCCUCUACCCAAUCAAGUUCAUCGACGGGGCAGUGCUGCAGACGUACCACGAGUUCAACUGGGGCUAUGGACUGGGCUGGGGGGCUACCAUCUUCAUGCUGGGAGGGGGGAUCCUUUUCUGCCUCCGGACGGACUUGUACGAGGACCCCUAUUACUAGGCCAAGACAAGAUUCUUCUUCUUGUUAUUAUUAGACCAGUAAGUGGGACUAUUAUUAGACUGGGCUUGUUGGAAAGAUAGACUUGGUAACUGCUGUAUGAAGAGGCUUGUAUUCUCAGGCCAUGCAGAGAUGAGGGUGAGAGCUGUUAGAGGUGGAACUCAAGGACAGAUGCAAUCAAUCCCCAUGUAACAACUUCAGCUGCUGACUCCAUGCGGAUUUCCAUGUGUUAAAAAAAUACAUAUAUAUAUAUUUGUUUUCUUUGCUAUAGCAGGAGAUAACAUGAAAUGUGUUUUAUUAAAUCAUGUAACCUAAUCUCAUCCCUGUUUUCCUCACUAUUCCACAGGUUCAGUGCCUUCCCCCACCCCCUUCUAUUCACACUGUGUAUAAAAUGUGCAUGUCUUUUAAAGCUGCAAUAAACUGCUUGUCUAUUUUAGCCAGGGUUGUCAGGUAGGGGUGAAACGAUUUGAAACUUGGUCAAGUAGACAUUUCCUUUUAAUGCUUUGAUCAGUUUUACCUCUGAAUUCAUAACCAAGUGUGUGUGUGUUGUUUUUUUUUUUUUAAUAAAAAUAUUAUGACAGGAUAAAAGAUUUUACUUGGUUGAAAGCUCAACUUUGGUUUGGUUUUAGCAGAAAAGUCCAGUUACAUGUACACUGAAUUCAGCUUUACCUUGUGUGACGUGAACAAGUUGGCAUACAGAGGAAAUGAAAUCCAGUCCAGAGGGUUUGCAUUGCUGAUGUGUGCGCAGAGCAGUGCUGGCUUGGAACUGGCUCAAUUGGUCAACAGAUGCACCCCUGUACAGAACACCAGGUCUUUCAGAGCAGCUGUGUGUGUUUAUAUGAACACCUACGAUAUUAUGUAGUUAUAGGACACAGAACGUCUAUGUAUGAAGGAAUAUCUGCACUGGUAGAGAGGCUGAAAGCCGAAGUCUGUUGAAGAACUUUGAGUGUCUGUGUAACCCAUACACAGACAUUCACUGUCCUAUAACUUUCAUAUGCUGCUUUAUUAUUAAUACACAAGUUAGGAAUCCAGCUCUGUGUUUUCUAAUCCUUACCAUCCUUUAUUUAGUCCAUUUCAUGUUUUCUGUUUCAUUGAAAAGGUUGAUGAAGAGAACACUGUUAAGUGGCUGAGGUACGCGGCCGAUUGUGAUGUCACCGUUUUGAAUGGUCUUUGCUGUUGAAUGGAAUUCCAAGAGGUGCCUCGGGUAUGAUUUUACUUUUAAAGCAGGUGACCUCAACCGCGCUGAUAUGGAGAAUCCGUGAUGUCUCGUGGAAUACAGAAGGUGAAACAUGCGAUCCGAUUGGCUGAAAGAUCCUGAGCAGCAUAUACUUAAUAUCAGCCAUGUUUCUUCAGAAACAAAGGGCUCAAAAAGUAAAAUAUUGGUUUUCUGACAGCAAAUGAAUACAGAUUAACUAGUUUUUUUUGUUUUGUUUGUUUCGGAUUUGUAUUUUCCUAUUUUGAAAUGGCUAACAGUUCCUUUGUUUCAAUGGCAUUCCUUUGUGACAAAGUAUUAUGUUGGAAGAAGAAAGAAAAUAUUUUCCUAUCUGUUUAAGGCAGUUUUUUUGUAUUUAUAACAGAAUUUUAAGCUUGAGGUAUUAGAUAAACAUGGUCCUUUUUUGGCCAAUUUAUA